UAAAUUUCUCUAAGUCGCUUAGCAACGACAUAGCAUAGACAGGUUUAAAAUAUUAUAUUUAUUAAUUCGUUGAUUUAAAAUAAUUGAAAAUGUCUGAAGACGGAUCAGAAUAUGAAGAUGAACAAGGAGCUAACUUGGGGACAUACGAGGGCGAGAGAAAUGAUAAAGAAGAGAGGCACGGCCGAGGUAAAGCAACCCUCUCGAAUGGUGAUACAUACGAGGGAAUGUAUGAAAAUAAUAAAAGGCAUGGUCAAGGAACAUACAGAUUCAAAAAUGGAGCACGAUAUAUAGGAGAAUGGAAUAAGGGGAAGAAACAUGGUCAAGGAAUGUUCAUUUAUCCGGAUGGUUCUAAGUAUGAAGGUAGCUGGGCAGAUGAUCAAAGAUGCGGUUUCGGAAAAUAUUUUUAUGUUAAUGGGGACACCUUUGACGGAGAAUGGCAAAAUCAUCUUAGACAUGGUCAAGGUUGUUAUGUUUUCGCAAAAACCGGUUCCAAAUAUGUCGGUACCUGGAAAGAGGGAAAACGCGAAGGCCAAGGUGAACUUAUUCACUUAAAUCAUAAAUACGUUGGACCAUACGUCGAAGAUAAGCCCAAAGGAAAAGGAAAAUAUGUCUUUGAUUUAGGUUGCCAACAGCACGGUGAAUACAUUGUUGUAGAGGCUCCAGAACAAGGACAAGGAGGAGUAGAAGAGGAGGAAGGAGCAGCAACAAAAUCGAUAUGGAAAGCUGUUGGUAUAACUCAAGUUCUUACAGCCGAUGACGAUGAUCUAGAAGAUGAAAUUCAGCAAUUGGAAGAAAAGAAAGAUGAUGCAGGCUCUCCCUUAGCAGAAGCUCCAGUCGAAGGAGAAACAGAGGAGGGAGAUAACAUGUAAAAAAUAAAAUUGUGAAGCAUGUGUCUGUUAUAAUUGUGCGGCACCUCCUGUUGAUGGUGAAAACGGAGAACAACCGACCGCAGAAGGCGAAGGUCAACCUUCAGCCGAAGUCGAAGAAGAAGCUGGAGCAGCGGCUACUACAGGAGAGGCCGAACCAGAGGGAGAAAAAGAAGCAGAAGAAGAAACGACAGCCGAAUAACAGACAUAUAGUUUCAAAAAAAAAAUAUCCCCCUAUAAAUAUAAUUAGUUAAUAAAAUCUUUAACAAAAAUAUACAAUUUUUUUUUCAUAAAUUAUAUAUAGAAUACAUAUAUUUAAACAUUUUUUCCAUAUAUAGAUAGAGUUGAUGUCUUUACUUUAGCGUAGGAUCUACGUAUCCAAUAUUCUUUAUUUUAUUGAAUUGAAGAGAAGACAGAAAAGAAGAAAAGAUAAAUUGAUAUAUGUAGUCACACUAGAAUAAUAUCCAUAAGUUAAAAUGAUUAAAAACCUAUUACAGCUACUUAUUUUUGGAAUCGCAUAAAUUGAUAAGAAUAUUUUUGAUUAAUUCUGCAACGGGAGGAUGUAAGCAA
Dimorphilus gyrociliatus is the source of this 1436-nucleotide messenger RNA. The record is from the annotation of a GenBank genome assembly. Lineage: Eukaryota; Metazoa; Annelida; Polychaeta; Dinophilidae.